AAUAAAUAAACUAACAAAUGAGCAGAAGGAAAGCAAGAAACAAAUAAGCAAAAAAGAAAAGGAAGAAAAGUGAGUUGCUGUAAGUGUGAGCAUAUUUGGGAUGUCUCAGAAUUGGCAAAGACUUCACUUUCUGUGAUGUCAAUCUGACUAAAAGGGGAAGUUUGCUGUGAGGCAAAAACCUGGGCUGUUGCUGUCCUCAGACCAGAAUUCUGCAUUUGGCCUGAAGCAAUUAUCUUCACACUCUGCCUGCAUCUCAGUUUUCUUGAAUCAGCAAACCACUCCGGAGUCAACUCGGAAACUACAAUGACAUCCAACAUCACUGCACAUCACUGCAAUGCGUCAACUCAUAAUUUGGUGGCGAACGUUCUUCCCCCCGUGCUGAUCAUCGAGCUGUUACUUGGUCUGCCUGGCAAUGUCAUGGCAUUGUGGAUUUUUUGCAGAAAUAUGCAGUCUUGGAGGGCUAACGUCACAUUCCUGUUCAACCUUAUUUUGUCUGACUUUCUGCUCCUCUUGAGCCUACCCUUCCGCAUUGACAACUUCAUACGUGGUGAAAUGUGGGUAUUCGGGGAUGCCUGGUGUCGGAUAAAUCUAUUCAUGCUGGCUGUCAACCGAUCAGCCAGCAUUGCCUUCAUGACUGCAGUGGCUUUCGACCGCUACUUUAAAGUGGUCCAUCCGCAUCACGUUAUCAAUCACAUGACCUCAAAACAAGCAGCCUGUGUUGCCUGCUUCAUCUGGGGCGUUGUGAUAGCCCUGAGGAGCCCAUUACUGGCCAACAACCUCCUAAUCACAGAGAAGAACAACUCUUUUUGCAGAAGUUUCAGUAAUUAUGAAAAUCCUUCACUAGGUAUCAAACUGCAUUAUGCUGUGUUUAGCUUUGAGUUUUUCGUGCCUCUGAUACUCCUGAUCUUUUGCUCCCUGCGUAUCGCCUGCAUCCUGCGUUCUCGACAGAUGGACAAAGACAAGAAGGGACAAAGAGCAAUUCGGACCGUCCUGGUUAUCGUUGGGGUUUUCAUCUUUUGUUUCUUUCCCAGCAUUGCCACAGGAUUGACUGCCCUUCGUUUAAAAGCACUUGGAAAUGAUUACUGCAACUCUUACAAUCUGACCUCUCAGUUGUUUGCUAUGUCCAUAGCAUUCACCUAUCUGAACAGCACACUGGAUCCGGUCAUCUAUUGCUUCUCCAGUUCUAUAUUUCGCAAUUAUUUGAAAAGAACUGUAAACCGGACUGGCUUCUUACAGUUACAGCUCAGCAGACGGGGCAGCAUGCAAAGUGGAAGCGACUAAGAGAUAGACUUGGAUUGGACAGGAGAGAUGUUGAAUAAGGAUUGAAUGCAGUGUAAAGAGAAUCGCUUUAUUUGUUUGGGCUAUUUUGACUGGUGCAACAUACAGUAGCUACACUGAUUCCAUCAAUGUUGUAAGUGUGGGGUGGUUCUACUUGUUUGGACCAAGUCAACACGAAACAUAUAUGAGUUAUGUUUGCAAUUUGGUGAUGCUAGUGGUGGACCCACACAUAUUCUUUUGUAUUGCAUGUACUACAGCAUUUUGUAUAACACACAGUUAAUGAAUAUGAUGAAAGCUUAAUAAAUAAAAUAAUUUUAUAUUAGAA
This is a messenger RNA of Paramisgurnus dabryanus, 1603 nucleotides long. RefSeq names its product hydroxycarboxylic acid receptor 2-like. Gene Ontology annotation, molecular function: G protein-coupled receptor activity. Lineage: Eukaryota; Metazoa; Chordata; Actinopteri; Cypriniformes; Cobitidae. Gene Ontology annotation, cellular component: plasma membrane. The record is from RefSeq and is a predicted model, not a curated record. Gene Ontology annotation, biological process: G protein-coupled receptor signaling pathway.